Thyridium curvatum is the source of this 906-nucleotide messenger RNA. RefSeq lists its product as uncharacterized. Gene Ontology annotation, molecular function: hydrolase activity. The record is from RefSeq and is a predicted model, not a curated record. NCBI's taxonomy places the organism in Eukaryota, Fungi, Ascomycota, Sordariomycetes, Thyridiales, Thyridiaceae. Bases 1 to 906 code for a protein of 301 amino acids. The transcript has a single exon.
AUGUCCGCUCUCGACGCGCUCCUUCACAGGCCCAGGCCAACCCCCUGGCAGCUGUUUCUCCGUCAGCCCUGUGUCUAUCUAGCCCGGCUUCUAUUCUCAUGGCACCCAGCCGCAUCUAUCAAGCCCCUGACAGAGCCUGUGUCCGUGGUGUGCAUAUCAGACACGCAUAACAGUCAGCCAAACUUGCCAGAUGGCGAUAUACUCAUCCAUGCUGGCGAUCUCACCCAGUCGGGCACCCUCAAGGAAUUGCAAGCGGCACUUGCUUGGCUGCAGAGCCAACCCCAUCCUGUCAAGAUAGUGGUUGCCGGUAAUCACGACAUAUUGCUGGACCCGGACCAGGACAGAUCUGCUCCAAGUGCCCCGGAUGAUGCGGCUCGGCAACGCCGGGCACUGGUCUGGGGUGAUAUCGUAUACCUAGAGAACGCUGAAAAGACCAUCGUUUGCCCGAAUGGAAGACACCUGCGCAUUUACGGAAGCCCACUGUCGCCUCGGCAUGGGAAUUGGGCAUUCCAGUACCCUCGCUCGAAGGACGUGUGGAAAGACAAGGCUCCUCCUGGGGUUGACAUUCUCAUAACGCAUGGCCCUCCGCUCGCCCACUUGGACUUGCAGCUUGGAUGCGUUCAUCUGCUGAAGGAGCUGUGGCGUGUGCGUCCACGUUUACAUGUCUUUGGCCACGUACACGAAGGUGCUGGAACUGAGCGGGUGCAGUUUGAUCGGGUCCAGGCAGCAUAUGAGCGAACAGUGCUCAACGGCGGCGGGAUCUUGAACGUGUCUAGGGUUCUCGUACGUCUGUUGCUGGAAUACCUGAGACCCACAUCACGGGCUCAGUGUAUUCUUGUGAAUGCUUCCAUGGUCGGCGGGCUACGGGACGAUGAGAGACGGCAUCCAGUCAAAGUGACCUUGUGA